This is a messenger RNA of Kwoniella botswanensis, 1623 nucleotides long. RefSeq lists its product as uncharacterized. The record is from RefSeq and is a predicted model, not a curated record. The transcript is spliced from 8 exons. NCBI's taxonomy places the organism in Eukaryota, Fungi, Basidiomycota, Tremellomycetes, Tremellales, Cryptococcaceae. The coding region runs from base 1 to 1623 and encodes 540 amino acids.
AUGUCACCAACCAGAGUCCUCGACUACCCAGCUCUAGCUGCCAAAGCCAUCGCAGCGCGAGACGAAACCAUUCCAAGCGAAUAUCUCCUCCCCAAGUCUGCCUAUCCACUUCCCAAAGAUCGAACCUCCUUGAUCACCUCGAAUGGCCUUCUUUCGCCUGAAGAAUUGGAAAUCAUCAACCUCUCAGCAACCAAAUUGAGAGAUGCUCUUGCCUCUCGAAAAUAUACUUCGGUCCAAGCUACCACGGCAUACUGCAAAGCGGCCGCGAUCGCCCAGCAAGCUACCAACUGUCUCACCGAGAUGUUCAUGGAUGAAGCGCUUGAACGGGCUAAAUUGCUGGACGAGCAGUUGGAGAAGACUGGAAAGCCCGUUGGACCAUUGCAUGGCCUUCCCAUCUCUAUCAAGGAUCACAUGGACAUCAAAGGACACGACUCCCCCUCUGGGUUCCUAGAUAUGGUCGGAAAUACCAUCGCUGAGGAAGAUGCUCAUCUCGUCUCUGUUUUGAGAGAAGCUGGAGCUGUAUUUUACGUCAAAACGACCCAACCGCAAACCAUUAUGCACCUCGAAACAAGUUGUUACCUUGGUACCACCACGAACCCUUAUAAUCCUGAGCUCACCUCAGGCGGGUCUAGUGGCGGUGAGGGAGCUGUGAUGGGAAUGAAAGGUUCAUGUUUAGGUGUUGGGACGGAUAUUGGUGGAUCUAUCCGAGCACCGGCUGCUGCAUGUGGUAUAUACGGGUUCAAACCCUCCAUCUACCGUGUUCCAGCUGGCGGAUGUCAGAUGCCAAUGUGUCCAGCAGGAUAUGAGGGGAUCAUCUGUACGCAUGGUCCCAUGGCGAGAUCGGUGGAGGAUUUGAAACUGUAUAUGGAAGUGAUGGUUGGAUCCAAACCAUGGCUUAGAGAUCCAACCGUACAGGUGAAACCUUGGAAUUACAAUGUUAUCUUCCCUCAAGCGAAGAUCAGAGUAGGUAUCAUGCUUGACGAUGGAGUAGUCAAACCCCUUGCACCUAUGCAAAGAGCUCUCAAAGAGAUCGCAGCCAAGCUUGAAGCUUCUGGGCUAUUCGAGGUGGUUCCAUACAAAUGCAUUCUCGCUGCAGAAGCUUGGGAUAUCAUCAGUAAAUUGUACUGGCCUGAUGGAGGUGCGAUGGUAAGAGAACAUCUUGACAAAGUUGGCGAACCGAUGCUUCCACUCUCCCAAUGGAUCAUUGAUUGGAGUAAGGAACUUAGUUUGGAAGAAUACCUCGCUCUUGCGGCAAGACGAGACGAGUUCCGUAAGGCACAAGCGGAGCAUUGGCAGGCCUCAGGUGUAGAUGUGGUCCUGUCCCCACCUUCACCUACCCCUGCACCUGCAUUGGGAACUGCUAAAUACUGGAACUAUACUUCGUUCUGGAAUUUGACCAAUUACCCAUCUGCGAUUUUCCCAACGGGUCAAUUCGUCGAUGCUACCAAAGACGCCAAGGAUACUUCGUACACACCUUCUAAUGAGAGUGAGAAGAUUAUUUGGGAGAGUUAUGACGCUGAGCAGUCGUCAGGGGCCCCCAUCUCACUUCAAGUCAGUGGAUAUAUCGGUCACGAUGAAGCUACUUUGGUGGCUUUGGAAAAGAUUGUGAAGGUUAUUGGGUAG